Lolium rigidum is the source of this 3025-nucleotide messenger RNA. Its product is annotated as D-alanine--D-alanine ligase. The transcript has 24 exons. The record is from RefSeq and is a predicted model, not a curated record. The coding region runs from base 111 to 2771 and encodes 886 amino acids. Gene Ontology annotation, biological process: peptidoglycan biosynthetic process. NCBI's taxonomy places the organism in Eukaryota, Viridiplantae, Streptophyta, Magnoliopsida, Poales, Poaceae. Gene Ontology annotation, cellular component: chloroplast. Gene Ontology annotation, molecular function: ATP binding; metal ion binding; D-alanine-D-alanine ligase activity.
GCCGCGCGCUCGCCGCCUCCACAGCGCCAGGGAGGCUCGCGUGCCCGGCGCGACGCGUCGCCGCUUCUCCGCUCCGCGCCGUGGUGUCCGGGCCGGGGGUUAAGGAGGAGAUGGCGCCGGCUGCGGCGGGGCAGGAGGCCAGGCCGCUCCGUGUCGGGCUCGUCUGCGGCGGGCCCUCCGCCGAGCGCGGCAUCUCGCUCAACUCCGCCCGCUCCGUGCUCGAUCACAUCCAGGGCGAGGACUUGCUGGUGAGCUGCUACUACAUCGACUGCGGCAUGAACGCGUACGGGAUAUCGCCCGCGCAGCUAUACUCCAACACCCCUUCCGACUUUGAUUUCAAGCUUGAAAGCCUAGCGCAAGAGUUCCGCUCCUUAUCUGAAUUCGCGGAGCAUCUUUCCGCCAAUGUUGACAUCGUCUUCCCGGUGAUACACGGGAAAUUCGGUGAAGAUGGUGGUAUUCAGGAGCUUCUGGAGAAGAAAAAUAUUCCGUUUGUUGGAACGCCCUCUAACGAGUGUCGCCGCGCUUUCGACAAGCAUAAUGCAUCGCUCGAGCUCGAAGCGCAAGGUUUCUUAACAGUACCUAACUUUCUUGUAGAGAAGGAUAAGUUGGAUAAGUCAAAAUUGGAGGAAUGGUUCACAAGCGUCAAUUUGAAUAAACAAAAUGGCAAAGUGGUGGUCAAACCUACGAGAGCUGGAUCAAGUAUAGGUGUAGUUGUCGCUUAUGGUGCUAAUGAGGCAGCUGAGAAAGCAGAGGACAUAAUUGCAGAGGGAAUUGAUGAUAAGAUCAUCAUAGAAGUUUUUCUUGAAGGGGGCUGUGAAUUUACAGCCAUUGUUAUUGAUGUUGGGACAACUAAUAACAGUCAGCCUAUCGUUCUGCUUCCAACAGAAGUUGAGCUUCUAUCAUCUAGUAAUAGUGAAAUUCAGGAGGAUACAAUAUUUAACUACCGUAGGAAGUACCUUCCAACUCAACAGGUUGCUUAUCAUACACCUCCACGUUUUCCGACAGAGGUGAUUGAUUGCAUAAGAGAAGGGGUAUCUCUUUUAUUUCGCCAUUUUGGCCUGCGUGACUUUGCCAGGAUAGAUGGUUGGUUUAUACCAACACCCGCUACUUCUUUAUCCUCAUCUGAAAACGGUGGUAAAUUUGGAAACACAGGGUAUGGUAUUGUCCUUUUCACUGAUAUUAAUUUGAUAAGUGGGAUGGAGCAGACCAGUUUUUUGUUUCAGCAAGCUUCAAAGGUUGGAUUCUCUCACUCUCGAAUCCUCCGUACAAUUGUUCAGCAUGCUUGCUCGCGGUUUCCUUCCCUUGUUCCAAGCAAUCACGCAUGGACUGCUUUGUUCAGAAAAAUGCAAUCAGCAAAACAAGCAGAGGUAAUCCAAAAUGGUACAUGCAAGCAGAAAGCUUUUGUAAUAUUUGGUGGCGAUACUUCGGAGCGGCAAGUAUCUCUUAUGAGUGGCACAAAUGUCUGGCUUAAUUUGCAAGGGUUCGAUGAUCUCGAUGUGACACCGUGCUUGCUUACACCUGCAAAUGGAUAUUUUUCUUCCCACAACCAAGAUUUCAGCGAAAGUUCACGUGAUGUUUGGACGCUGCCAUAUUCAUUAGUGCUACGACAUACAACUGAAGAAGUUUGUGAUGCAUGUUUCGAGGCAAUUGAACCUGAGAGGGUUGCAAUAACAUCUCGCUUGCGUGGUCAAGUUAUGAAAGAACUUGAACAAGCAUUAGGAAAACAAGAUUGGUUUGCAGGCUUUGAUAUUGCUGAUGAACAACCUAGUAAAUACUCUUUGCAACAGUGGAUCAACCAUGUUAAAGAAGCUAAAGCUGUAGUGUUCAUUGCAGUUCAUGGUGGUAUUGGGGAGGAUGGUACCAUCCAAUCGCUGUUGGAAUCUGCAGGAGUUCCUUACACAGGGCCAGGACCAAUAGCUUCUAGAACAUGCAUGGACAAAGUUGCAACUUCACUUGCUGUUGACCAUUUGGCUAGUCAUGGAAUUCACACCAUACCAAAGGAUGUACGAGCAUCAGAAGAGCUACUGCAGACAUCUCCUGUUGAUAUCUGGAAUGAACUGAAAACAAAACUACAAACGGUAACCGUAUGUGUGAAACCUGCUCGUGAUGGAUGCUCAACUGGUGUGGCAAGAUUGUGCUGUCCAGAGGACCUAGAAGUCUAUACAAAUGCAUUGAGGAGAAAGCUUCAGCGUCUGCCUGCUAACUGUCUAUCUAGGGCACAUGGAGUAAUUGAGAUGCCAGUCCCUCCUCCGGGGUCAUUAAUAUUUGAGCCAUAUAUAGAAACCGACGAAAUUAUCAUUUCAAAUGAAGCAAGGGAUGACAGUUCCCGGCAUCUGGUUUGGAAGGGAGAAAAGGAAUGGCUUGAAAUAACUGUUGGUGUCGUUGGCAAACGUGGGGAGAUGCAUUCAUUAAAUCCAAGUAUCACAGUCAAAGAAAGCGGUGAUAUCUUAUCUCUUGAAGAGAAAUUUCAAGGUGGAACUGGAAUCAACUUGACGCCACCUCCUGCAUCAAUUAUGAGCGAGGAUGCUCUGCAGAAAUGCAAAAGUUGUAUUGAGAUGAUGGCAAACACACUGGGGCUGGAAGGUUUUUCACGCAUUGAUGCAUUUGUGAACGUGCGAAAUGGAGAGGUGCUGUUGAUAGAGGUAAAUACUGUACCUGGGAUGACGCCAUCCACGGUUCUGAUUCACCAAGCACUGACAGAAGAACCACCCAUUUACCCCCACAAGUUCUUCAGAACACUCCUUGAUCUGGCGUUUGCAAGGGCAAACUAGAUAUAUAGUUCACCGAGGUCCCCCCAACUCAUCAAUUUGAGUGCAAAUAAGGUCGUUUAUCACCAUGUCUGUAAUGUGCAACUGAAAAUGUAAAGUAGUUAUGUGGAUUUUGGUAGCCAGUGGUGUGAAGUUUGUGUAUCCGGGUAAUAGCGACAGAAGAUGGGAACACAGAAGAUGCCCUGUUGAAUCCCACUCUUUCGUCUUUUUAAGGUGACUAGCCGAUAGAAUUUGGCAUGUGUUUACCUGUGUUACAA